AAUCGUCGUUUCAUCCAAUUUUUCUUUUAACGUCACCGAUGACAGUCCAAUCAAAACAGCCUCCAGCUUUAUCAUUCAUCGUCGCCAUCUCUACUGCUACACACACCUUUAAUUAAAAAUAAAAAUAAAACAUCAUAACAGGUUAAUCAUCAAUCUUUUUCCGUUACAAUCAUCCAUUUUUCUUUGCGGAGAUUAAUUCAUCUAAUCUCAGCUGAUUUCUUAGGGUUCUUAGUUCAACUGAAUAAAUAAAAGAAGGGGAUAAUCAUAUAUGGCGGAUAAAACGUGUCUCAUGCGGCUUCAGAAGGAGUAUAGAGCACUAUGUAAAGAGCCCGUGCCUCAUGUUGUUGCCCGUCCUUCCCCAAAAGACAUCCUUGAAUGGCAUUAUGUGUUGGAGGGAAGUGAAGGGACACCUUUUGCAGGUGGAUGCUAUUAUGGGAAGAUUAAGUUUCCUCCUGAUUAUCCUUACAGUCCUCCUGGAAUCACCAUGAUCACACCCAAUGGACGUUUCAUGACUCAAAAGAAAAUAUGCUUAUCCAUGAGUGAUUUUCACCCGGAAACUUGGAACCCUAUGUGGUCUGUAUCAAGCAUCCUUACAGGGCUUCUUUCCUUUAUGGUGGACAACAGUCCUACUACAGGCAGCGUGAACACUACUGCCGCCGAGAAGCUACGUCUAGCAAAGGCCUCUCUAGCUUUCAAUUGUAAAAACCCAACUUUCAAAAAGUUGUUUCCAGAGUAUGUGGACAAGUAUAACCAGCAGCAGUCUGAGCAGAUUUUGUCAGAUCAAGUUUCAGCUAAAUUGUCACAAGACGACAAAUCCAAACCUACAUCGGAAAAAGCUGACAAUUCCUUGGGAGAAGAUGCGAAAAAAGAUGCACAGAAGGAUGCAAGAAGAAACAGAAAACAAACAUUCCCAACCUGGCUGAUGCUCUUGCUUGUUUCCGCCUUUGGUGUCGUAAUGGCUUUGCCUCUGCUUCAACUUUGAUACACAAAGACCGGAAAUGAAGAUUAUGAGAGUCGUUAGGGGACAUUGAAGGUUAUGAUAGUGUCAGAACUUGUGGUGGUAGGGAUUUGCAGUGUCGGAACUUGUAUAGAGGUUAAUGCUCAAAGAGGCUCACUUGGGGUCUUAUUAUUGGCUGUUUGUUAGAUAAUGCCAAAAAAUUACAUGCUUUGUGAGAUUUAUUUCUUAGAUCUAAUUGAAGAAAUUAUGUGUGGUAACUGGUAA
Messenger RNA from Mercurialis annua (annual mercury), 1222 nucleotides. RefSeq names its product ubiquitin-conjugating enzyme E2 34-like. The transcript has 10 exons. Bases 269 to 982 code for a protein of 237 amino acids. The record is from RefSeq and is a predicted model, not a curated record. NCBI's taxonomy places the organism in Eukaryota, Viridiplantae, Streptophyta, Magnoliopsida, Malpighiales, Euphorbiaceae.